Messenger RNA from Triplophysa rosa, 2031 nucleotides. It is a transcript of the gene hspb2, whose product is annotated as heat shock protein, alpha-crystallin-related, b2. The record is from RefSeq and is a predicted model, not a curated record. Gene Ontology annotation, molecular function: protein folding chaperone; structural constituent of eye lens. Gene Ontology annotation, biological process: response to heat; protein refolding. Bases 146 to 661 code for a protein of 171 amino acids. NCBI's taxonomy places the organism in Eukaryota, Metazoa, Chordata, Actinopteri, Cypriniformes, Nemacheilidae. The transcript has 2 exons.
CAGUCUCUCUUUCCCCGACUGCCCCCUAUUCCCUUUAUAUCCUUGUGCUUCUCUCGCACUCUUAAAUUUGGUGUAUAAUUGAAAUCGGUCAUACAGACAGCUCUCUAAUCUCUAGUUAUCUUGGCAACCUGCUACAGAGGUGGAAAUGGCGGAGCGUACUGUUCCUCAUGCUUACCCAAUGAGUAUGGAUUAUGAGAUGUGUACACCCCCUCGAAUCUAUGAUCAGAACUUCGCAGAGGCACUGACUCCCAAGGACCUGUUGGCCCCCGUCCUGUAUCACGGAUACUACAUCCGUCCCCGCAUCAACAAACAGCUUGAGAGAGGUUUCUCCCUGGUAGAAAGUGAAGACGAUUGGUAUCGAGUACUGCUGGAUGUAUGCCAGUUCACACCAGAUGAGAUAAGCAUACGGACUGUAGACAACUUGUUGGAAGUGACAGGACGGCACGCUCAGAGAAUGGACGAGCAUGGUUUUGUGAGCCGAGAGUUCACCCGUACUUACAUCUUGCCAAUGGGUGUAGAUCCACUGCUGGUGCAGGUGUCUCUCUCUCACGACGGGAUACUGUGUAUCCAAGCGCCGCGGAAAACAGAGGACCUGGAGCCUAAGAUCAAUAAGCUCAAGAUUAAAGUGGACAGGAAGGAAAGCGUUCCUAAAGUGGACUGAGAUACAUUUGUUUUUUUAGUUAAGGUUGGGGUUUAUACUUUUUAGCUGUUAAAGUUUGGCUUCCUAACAAGAAUAAAACAUUUUAAAUGUAAAUUACGCCUUUACGUUUUUAUACAUGUUGUUAAGGCACAACAUUUUCUAGUAAGGUUAAUGCCAAACUUUUAGAUCUGAAGUUAAAGUUCAAGCUUUAUUAAAAUCUCUUUCGGGCAAUUUGGAUGCAAAGUUUCUGUUGCAUGUAACUUGUGAAAGAAUUCAUUUGUGAUUUUUUCAAAAUAACUGAAAGAAAACAAAAAUUGUUUAUUGUUUUAUAGCUAGCAACUAUAUUUUAAAUCUGGCUUACUAUUGUUGCAUACAGUUAAAGCGCAUGUAAUCAAUGGUUUCCUAAGAAUUCAGUACCAGUACCAUUUGUGACCCUGGAUCACAAAACCAGUCUUAAGUAGCACGGGAACAUUUUUAGUAAAAGACAAAAAUACAUUGUGUGGGUCAAAAUUAUCUAUUUUUCUUUUAUGCCAAAAAUCAUUAGGUUAUUAAGUAAAGAUCAUUGUAACAAAGUUCAAUGUAGGGAAGGAAGGAGGCGGGAACCGGCGAACAUUUAAACAAUAAACUUUAAUCAAAAAUAAACAAACAAUAACACGGAAGUAAAAGGCCGGCAGCCACCUCACGGUCGACUGCCGGCCACACAAACAUAAAUAAAACUUAACAUUUCCAGGCCCGGUCCUCUCUCGUCGGCAGUCCCGUCGCUCGUCCUCUUAUGCUCCCGAGCUCCCCUGUGAGUCAUGCGGGACCGGUGCGCGUACAGCUGAUACUCAUUAUCACUCACGCCACCGGCCCCGCCUUCCUGCCCCACGGCUCUCGUCCCGCCUUCCUCGCUACAAUCAUGUUCCAUGAAGAUAUUUUGUAAAUUUUCUACCUUAAAUAUAUAAAAACUUUAUAUUUUUGUGAGUGGAUGGUCUGCCACAGUGCCCCUAAUUAACAACUUCAAAGCAAUUUUCUCAAUAUUUUGAUUUUUUUGCGCUCUCAGAUUCUAGAGUUUUAAACGGUAUCUCAGUCAGAUAUUGUCCUAUUCUAACAACUCAUAUAUCUAUAGAAAGUUUAUUUAUUCAGCUUUCAGAUUAUGUAAAAAUCUCAAUUUUGAAAAAUUUACCCAUAAGACUGGUUUUGUUGUCCAGGGUCACAUUUUUACCUGUUUACAUUCACAUGCAUGCAAAUUUCCACAGAUAUGCUAAAUCCAAUACAGUUUCUAUGCUAUGCACAUGCAGUUCACAUGCUAUGCCAAUAAUAGCAGUACUAUAUUAAAGGUCCAAUGUGUCAUUUUUUAGAGGAUCUGCAGAAAUGCAAUAUAAUAUACAUAAAUAUGUCUUCAGAUGUGU